AUGGCUACACCCAGGCCCGAGCAGGGACCAGGCCUGAGCAGCGACCAGUGCAGUGAGCGCGGCUGCCUGGCCCUUUCCAAAAGCAGCCUCGUGUGGCUACAGAACGUGGUGGAAGCGUAUACAGCUGUGAAAAGGAAAGGGAUUUUCCUACAUGGGCCUCGAAAACGUGCUGAACAUUCCACCCUGUGUUCCAUCUUCCUUCUCACUCCUUCGGGCUGCAGGCACUCUGGGUGCAGCUGGCCUCCCUGUCGGGUCAGCGAGUUCAGGGGUGCCCUCCCUCUCCCCAGGUUCCUGGUGUUCCUCCGGUACCAGGUUUACUACGAGUACCCGCUGCUGACCUACCUGGAGUACCCCAUUCUCAUCGCACAAGAACAUUCGGUCAGAUUUGUGACGUCCUGGUUCCUCCUCACCCUGCAGAAGUGGAUCAUAGACCUGGCCAUGAAUUUAUGUACUUUCAUCAGCGCAGCCAGUAAGUUUGCGCAGCUGCAGUGCCUGUGGAAGACACGAGACUCGGGGGCGGUGAGCGCGCUGACCUGGGGCCUGGCUUCCUCCACCAGCGCCACAAGAAUAAUAACCACCUUAAUGACCACCAAUGACCUCACAAUCCUUAUACGUUUUGUGGUCACGCUGGCUUUAAACCUGUGGGUGACAGCGACAGUCCUCCGCUACCGGAAGACGGGUGUAAAGGCUGAAUGAUGGAUGGGUAAUUCUGACACACAAAGUGGAUUUGGAGUAACUGAACCAAAGGAAAGAAGAGCUCAUUGCUAAAUCGAGGUCUUUUAUAAAUUAGUCAAUCAUUUCUGAAACUCUGGAGCCAAAGGUAUUUUAGACUUGAAAGAGCCAUUCAAACACGUGUUUAAAAAUGACCCCCCCGACCCCCCACUUUACUAGGUCAAGUUGGGACACACAUCUGCAGUGUUGAGAAGGUUGGUGGUUAAUGGAAACCAUCCAACAACCAUUUUGAGAUUGCUUUGCCUCUUAAAAGUCAUGAUUAAGUUCUCUCCAAAGAGCUGACUACAUCUAUUUUUCAGCUUUCAGAAUAUUUUAAGAAAUAAGUCCUCUCCACAGAAAAAAUGAGCAUCAAGUGG
Myotis lucifugus (little brown bat) is the source of this 1088-nucleotide messenger RNA. RefSeq names its product PQ loop repeat containing 3 (gene SLC66A3). Lineage: Eukaryota; Metazoa; Chordata; Mammalia; Chiroptera; Vespertilionidae. The record is from RefSeq and is a predicted model, not a curated record. The transcript has 6 exons. Bases 1 to 696 code for a protein of 231 amino acids.